GGUGUUAAAUCCCCGCAUGACGCUGGCACUAAAGAAAAACAUAUCUGGCUACAUUAAUCAUGUUUCAAGAUAGGUUUCCCUUUCUUUGUUAGGUUACCCAUAGCAUUCGUUUUCUGUAUAUGUAUCAUAAAAUUAACCGUUUAUCUCUUCACUUGUCGUCUUGUGCGCCGUCAAGCCACCGGCCUUCACAGGUCGCCAAUCAAGCGCAUGUAACAAACGGCUGAUCAAACAAAUUAUUUGUUGAAGGCUAAUACACCAAGCGUUAAGUUAUGAAAAAUGCGAUGGUUUCACCUUGAUGCAAGUUUUCACACUCUUCAUCUUCCCGUUACAAAUGUCAACAUUUUAACAACUGAAAAAAGGUAGUUUUGCUUUAAAAAAAAAAUUCUUUUGGUAUUUACAGCAUCGGGACAAGCCUUUCAAUCGUUCACAACGCUGUAAACAAAAAGUUUUUUUUCCCCUUAGGUAUCUAAUAGCAAUGUCAGUGGACUUUAAAACAAUUUUUGCUGCAACCUAAUUUCAAUGGAGUGUGUGAAAAAUGCAUUGUUUUUUUAUUUCGUGUGAAUUUCUUGAAAUACGUUUGACAUUUCUAAGAAUAGGUAGGCAAAAUGUAGAAGCAGCACGUUUUUUCGUCCAGCAGUUAAAAGUGUGAUGGUGAUGGCAUCCGAACUAUACAACAACAACAAAAAUGAAACUUGGUACACUACAAGUUGGAACUGUUUGUUUUCGAAUUCAGGCCGAGCCGGUACUCUCCCAGGUUUAUAGGCCUAACAUCAAAGCCGCUCUCACUAAUGUUUUUCGGGAUCUAGAUGUUUGUAAGGCUCGUUGCAAUUCCUAGCGUGAGAUCUUUUCCAUUGGCGGCCAUGCCGUUGAGUAUUCUUAAGUGGUCUAGUCCUUUUUAUUAUUUAUUUUUGGUGGGAGAGAAACUGUUUAUUAUUAUCUGUGAGGACCCAAUUAUUUAGAUCACGGUCAACUAAAUGUACCGAAACAUUCGGACUUGAAAAGAAAAAGUAGGGUUUCUUUACUUUUGCUUGCCGUUUUGUUGUGGGAGGACCGUCUUGAAGGUGCAACCUCCAGCUCAUUAGACCGUGUCUCGUCGUUCAGUGCAGUACGAUUUGUAAUUUGCUACCUGAUCGCCGAUAUAAAAGCUGACGGUACCAAUUGACAAACAAGGCAGUUUCCAAGUUGCAUUCCAGCAGCAAACAUCAGCACAAACUCUCGUUACCCAAACAUUUUUGUCAACGAUGGCGCUAAGAAUGAUGUUGCUUGGACUGAUGGUCGUUGCAGCCUUGUCCGAUGCGGAGCCACUGCCAAAAGCGGUUGCCGAUCCGCAGUACCAUCCUAGAUAUGAGCACGAUUACCAACCUUAUCCAGGUUACCAUAAGCCUUCGUAUAAACCAGACUAUCCAGAAUCUUAUCCUAAACCUGCUUACCCCUCUUAUUCUGCCUACAAGCCGAGUUAUGGCUCUUCGUACAAAAAGGAUAACUAUUAUUGUGACCCCCGCACUCCUCCCCAGUGCGCCAAUUCUUCCUCCAUUUAUUGUCUAAGUGAUUACGAAUACCCUCUGGAAGAAAUUGAGUACGCCAUCGAGUACGACCCACUGAUUUUGAAGAAAUACGCUGAGGUCGCUGUCCAAUCAGCUGAUAAUUUGGUUGAUGGCGUCACCGCGUCGGAAGAGAACAAGUUCGAUUAUUCCUCGUACAACGGCCAACCUUAUGACCAGAGUAACUGGAUCGGUGGCGAAGGCUACAUCUGUCCCAGCGAUGUUCUUUACGCCCGUCCUGUCCGUGCUGUGAACGUCGAAGGCGAAUGGCGUGUCAUUGUCCAGAAUGUUGCCUCCUACACUCAAACUCAGCGCGUCGAGACUUGCCUGGUCCCCGGCGCCUCUUGCCGUACGUUGGCACCGUGUUACCGCAGUUCCUGUGUCCAGAAAUAUGUCUACCAUCGUAUGCUCUCCUUUGACCCUUGCAAUAGCCAAAGAGGCCUCUUUAUUGACAUUUACAAAUUGCCAUCAGCUUGUUCGUGUCGUAUUCCUUCCAAGUCCGAUUAAUUAAAUGAUUCACCGACCUAGUAAUUCACCCAACUAUUUCAUGCUCUGUCAAAGUUAUUAACAUAUGAAUCCAUUAGUUCUAUCUGAACUCAACUGGCCGAUGCGCAAUGCUAUCCCUUAAUCCUGUUUACCAGGUUUGGCAAUGUCACUCGCUAAAUAAUUUAAAACAAUAAACUAUAUUUUUGUCUCGUA
Daphnia magna is the source of this 2240-nucleotide messenger RNA. Its product is annotated as neurotrophin 1. NCBI's taxonomy places the organism in Eukaryota, Metazoa, Arthropoda, Branchiopoda, Diplostraca, Daphniidae. The coding region runs from base 1242 to 2048 and encodes 268 amino acids. Gene Ontology annotation, cellular component: extracellular region. Gene Ontology annotation, molecular function: growth factor activity; Toll binding. The record is from RefSeq and is a predicted model, not a curated record. Gene Ontology annotation, biological process: regulation of Toll signaling pathway; central nervous system formation; innate immune response. The transcript is spliced from 3 exons.